Messenger RNA from Daktulosphaira vitifoliae (grape phylloxera), 3771 nucleotides. RefSeq names its product beta-1,4-N-acetylgalactosaminyltransferase bre-4-like. Gene Ontology annotation, biological process: glycosphingolipid biosynthetic process; carbohydrate metabolic process. Lineage: Eukaryota; Metazoa; Arthropoda; Insecta; Hemiptera; Phylloxeridae. The record is from RefSeq and is a predicted model, not a curated record. Gene Ontology annotation, molecular function: N-acetyl-beta-glucosaminyl-derivative 4-beta-N-acetylgalactosaminyltransferase activity. Bases 270 to 1340 code for a protein of 356 amino acids. The transcript is spliced from 7 exons.
CUGCGCUUCUAGUCGACCUCCGUGUGUUUCAGACUUCAGUGCGAGAGCUGAGCUCGCGUCCGCCCGUACGCGUGAAUUCGCGUCCAAUCGCGUAUUACGGAAUCGCGUGUCAAAAUUUGUUAAAUUUUUUUUUUAAUUGUAUUUAUUAAGUUAUGAUUAUUUCUGAAUGAGUGAAAUCACAGCGUACGUUGUUUGUAGUUCUCAAACCGAUUUAUCUUUAAUUGAAAGUUAUUGGUUGUUGAUGGUGUCAUCUAUAAAACUCCUACGAUAUGCUGACGACAUCCACGUCACGGGGUAGAUUUUUAGUCGGUUUGUGUAUUGCCUAUUUGUUAGCACAAUACAUAUAUGCCAGUUACAGUACUUACGAGUCUCGACGGUUCGAAAAUUUGAUGACCAUUACGUCCACUCAACAAUACUUACCAGCUACCAACACAGUGCCAAUUUUGCAUUUAAAUAUAAGUGCCAUUAUUCGAGAGGCAAACAUUUUAUUUGUUAAGCCAAAUGGUACAAAUAAUAAUAGCACUGCAGUGUGUCCCGAAACUCCACCUGGAUUGAAUGGAACAGUUCCGCUGGUUGUGCCGACUCAUGAUACUUUAAAUGAAAUAUCACAACAAUUAUCUUGGCUGAGGCUCACUGAUGGUGGCCAUCAAGAACCUAUUACCUGCAAUGCUCGUCAUAAAAUUGCUGUAAUCGUGCCAUACAGGGAUAGAUUGUCUAACUUGUGUACAUUUCUGCUAAACAUUCAUCCAUUUUUAACAAAACAACAAUUAGACUAUACUAUUAUCAUUAUUGAACAAUUUGGCGAUGGGGUGUUUAAUCGAGCCAUGUUAAUGAACAUAGGAUACAUAGAAGGAUUAAAGUUGCGAAAGUUCGACUGUUUUUUUUUCCACGAUGUCGACCUGAUACCUGAGAAUGACAGAAAUAUUUAUAGUUGUCCUGAACAGCCUCGACACAUGUCCGUUGCAAUUGAUAAAUUUAAUUACAAUUUGCCGUACAAAGACUUGUUUGGCGGAGUCAUUGGUAUGAGCCGUAAUCACUUCCAGCUGGUUAACGGUUUUAGCAACAUGUUUUGGGGUUGGGGAGGUGAAGAUGAUGAUAUGGCGGCUAGAGUUAAAGCACACGAUCUCAACAUAACAAGAUAUUCACCCGAAAUUGCCAGAUAUCAUAUGUUAACCCAUACUAAACAAAAAGCAAACCCAAAAAGAUUCGAAAAACUAUUCAGCGGACACAAACGUUUCAAAACCGAUGGGCUCAAUAACUUGGUAUACCAUGUUAAAAUGCUUAAACGCCUACCAUUGUUUACUUAUAUGCUCGUCGACCUUAAGGCUACUGGAAGCUGAUGGACAAAAUCAUUAGGGUGGCGUUGGAUAUUUCGAAAAGUCUAUGACGUUGAUCCUCCUUAACAAACUCUGUUUUUUAACAUGAUGAUUUAAUCUGUAAUUAAAUUAUUUAUUACUUUUAUUACAUUUUAACUAGAUCUUAGAAGUUUCUUGCCUUUUUAUUAGUUGAUUAAAAUUUGUUGGUGUUUCGAAUCAGGGUCACGUGUCUUCUGACGAGGUGCUAGCUGCUAGUAGUAUGAUACCUUAAAUUUACUACUGUGUAAUAUUGUAGAGAUUACACAUAACGUAAUCAAAUUGUGCAUUCGAAAACACCUGACAUGUUUUAAAAUCUUACUUUUCAUUAAAUCGAAUUUCUGAUAACAUAUAAAAUGCUAAAUGAUAUCAAUUUAUAUUCUUCUUAAUUUUUGUAAAUUUUCUACAUUCCAUUUUAUAAUUAAUAAUAUUUCAUGUUGAAAUAAUAAUUUGAACGUAUAUUUUAUAUGCGUCAUCAUAAAAAUUAUUAAAAAUUUUUUUAAUACAUAGAAUUUCCUAACCUGUUGUGACAAAUCCUAUAAUUUGUUGUCCCAUGAAUACAUUUUGUUAGUUUCUUCUUUAAAAAGUUUUUCCAGUCUUAAACUACGUUAAAAAGAUAUUUUUUAAUGUUUUCGAAAAUUAAAGUUUUUUUUUAACCUUUUAUUACAAAAAACUUUUAUGGGUUAGGUUUGGUUUUUAGUAAAGGUUAUAAUAGUCAAUGUACACUAUACCUACGCUAUACACCCACACUAUGUAUCAAAAUGCUUGUAACCCAAUCAGUACUUAUCUUAAAGUUGAUAUUGACUCAUCAAAUUUUUUUGUAAGAAAAGUAUAAAAAAUAUCUAAUUUGAAAUGUUGAAAAUAUAUUCAGUGUAUUAAAAGUUAUAGAAAUAAUCAUAAUAGGCUAGGAAACUGUAUAUUAUGUAUCAUAUCCAUUAUAACUAAGAAUUUAAUCAAUUGGUAAGAUGAGUAACUAAAAAAAAACCAAUUUUUAGAAAAAUUAAAACUUUGAUAAAUUACAUUAAAUCGCUAACUCAAUAUUAUAAAGCACUAAAUGUCAUUAUUUUCUAAAUUCAUACUUAACAUUAUGGGAAAAAUGAUAAUUAAAUAUCAACAAUAUACAAUAUAAACAUAGUUUUUAUCGUUAAAAGACUAAUUUUAGAUUUUUUAAUAGUUAUUUUCGUUGCAAAUUGAAUGAAGAGGUAUUUAGGUAUUUUGUUCGUAAAUUAUUAGUAUGAUUUAAUAAAUAUACUAUGUAUAAAGUAGACUAUUAUGUUGAGUGUGUGGAUACAUAAGUGUAAUAAAUAUUAUCAAUUGAGGAAAAUUCUAAUUACUUUAAUUGGUAGUACCAUGUUUUAUAAAUUGGAUUUUGGGGAUCAAAUAAGGAUAGGAAAUACAAUUAUUAGGGUAGGCCUUUUCGGGUCAAUGAGAUUCUGUGAUAUAAUUAUUUAUAUUUCUCUAUAGUUGUUUUUUUUUAAUAUGAGUGUGAAAAAUUGUAUAUUAAGGCUGGGUAGCUUUAUGAAAAGAAUAUCCCAGACUUUAUUGAACAGUUUUAAUACACAUCUAUCAAUUUAUAAAUUGUAAUUACGCAAAAUCGAGACUUGUAGCCUUAUAGAUUAAUGUAAUUAAGAUAUUAAAUUAUAAAACAUUUCAAUGAUUAAAUGAAAUAGUUUUAAUAAUUAUUUUAAUACUGUAAUUCGUACAAAUUUAAGCAUUAAUUUUUUCAAAUUUAAUUUAUUAUACAUAAUUUUAAUUAUAUUAAAAUUGUAACUUUUAUUAUCAACUAUGUGAUAUACUAUUGAAAUUUUCUUCUGCAUUAUACUUGUUUAAUAUUUAAAUAUAACAAUUAAUUUAUUAGUCAUAGAUUUUGUAUAAAUGUAAAAAUUAAUACCUGUAUAACUUUGUAGAGAUCUCAUAUAACCAAAAUAAUAUUUUAAGAAGAUAUUAACUCAUAGUUUUUGAAGAUUAAUUUACAUUUUACUAUACUUAAUAUCAACUUAUGUAGUAAAAAUAUAAUUAGUAUUAUGAAUAAAUACUGAAAAAAGUUUAAUUCAAUCAUCGAAGUUGUAUUAAUGGAGGCAGAUAUGCAUCUAACAUAUUGUUAUCAGCAACAAACACAUAUUUAUUUCUUCUAUUAAUAAUUAAAUCUAAAAGUACUAAAACUUUUUAUUUAGCAGUUUAAAACUUGCAUUUGCCAACAUUAUUGGAAGUAACUAAAAAUUCGGUAGUUAUACAAUAACUACUAUUACUUCUAUUAAAUUUUUGAAAACUUUUUUAAUACUUUUUAUAAAAUAAAAAUUGCCAAUCUCAAAAAAAAUAAUUUUCAUUCUUAGUUAUUAAUUUACUGGACAAAAUCAUUUUUUAAUUAAAAAAUUACAAUUUUUUGUUAUAAAGCUGAACAUAACUAUUCAGAUUAAAA